CAAAACCAAAACACAAAUAUACAGAACGGAAAAAAAAAAGUGUGGGGAAACAAAAUAAACGAGAUUGUCGAACUUGGUGUUCUUUUGCAACCUGCGAGGGUGCGACUGCGAGCGAGCGAGCGAGCGAGAGAGAGAGAAUCGAAGGCGACACAACUUGCAUCCGAUUCUGAGAAGAAGAAGACGAGGGUUCUCCUCCUGUUCUCUUUCGAAUACAAUCUUUCUGCUUCAUGAUGUUGAACAAAUGAUACAGAAUUUAUUCUGUGCACAGAAAAUCUGGUACAUAUGGCAGGACUUAUGCCUGGAGAGUUGUCACAUCAUGGAACAUCUGAUGGCAACUCUGGUAAAAGUUCUAUAGAGAAGCAAGAGGAAUCAUUAGGUCGCUGGUAUAUGUCUAGAAAAGAAAUAGAGGAACAUUCCCCAUCAAGAAAAGAUGGAAUUGACUUGAAGAAAGAGACGUAUCUGCGCAAGUCAUACUGCACAUUCUUGCAGGAUUUAGGCAUGAGACUUAAAGUGCCUCAGGUAACUAUAGCAACGGCCAUAAUCUUUUGUCAUCGGUUCUUUCUUCGACAAUCUCAUGCAAAGAAUGACCGAAGGACCAUUGCAACGGUCUGUAUGUUCCUUGCUGGGAAGGUUGAAGAGACUCCUCGUCCACUAAAGGAUGUUAUUCUUGUUUCUUAUGAGAUCAUUCACAAGAAGGAUCCUGCAGCUGCACAGAGGAUAAAACAGAAGGAAGUGUAUGAGCAGCAAAAAGAAUUAAUUUUACUUGGAGAGAGGGUUGUGCUUGCCACUUUAGGUUUUGAUCUGAAUGUUCAACAUCCGUAUAAACCUCUUGUGGAAGCCAUAAAGAAGUUUAAUGUUGCGAAGAAUGCCCUUGCACAAGUUGCGUGGAACUUUGUUAAUGAUGGGCUGAGGACAUCGCUCUGCCUGCAAUUUAAGCCACAUCAUAUUGCGGCAGGUGCCAUUUUCCUUGCUGCCAAGUUCUUGAAAGUGAAGCUUCCAUCAGAUGGUGAGAAGGUUUGGUGGCAAGAAUUUGAUGUCACCCCACGUCAAUUAGAGGAAGUUAGCAAUCAAAUGUUGGAACUCUACGAGCAGAAUAGACUUCCACCAGCACAGGGAAGUGAAGUAGAAGGAAGUGCUGGAGGAACAAGAGCUGCUUCAAAGGCUCCUACUGCGAAUGAGGACCAGGCCUCAAAGCAAAUAUCAUCUCAAGCCCCCCAGCACUCGUCUGCAGAGAGAACUGUGGUACCACAAAGAGGAACUGAGAACCAAAGCAAUGAUGGGAGUGCAGAAAUGGGGAGUGACAUUACUGAUCACAACUUGGACAUUAGGGAGUCUCAGAAUUCAGAACAGUUGACUCAGCAAGAUAACAAGAGAGAAGUGUCAAAUAGAUCUAAAUCUGGCACUGAACGAGACCAAGACAGAAUGGUUGGGACUAAGGAGGGUGCAGAAGUAGGAAGGAGAGAUGAAUCAGCAUUAAACAAUCCUGGCAGCAAUGUUGUCCGAAAUCUGGAGCGUCGGGAAGGCCCACUAGGUCAUUCACCCAAUGAAGCAAUCAAGAUUGACAAGGACAAGUUAAAGGCACUGGCAGCAUUGGGAAAGAAGAGAAAGGAACAACGAGGGGAAAUGGCAUUAAAGAAAGAUGUAAUGGAUGAGGAUGAUCUCAUUGAGAGGGAGCUGGAAGAUGGAAUUGAAUUAGCAGUCGAGGACGAGAAAAAUAAGCGUGAGAGAAGGCAGAACUGGUCUAAGCCUGAUGGUGAAAAUCACCAUGGAGAGAACCAUGAGGAAACUAGAGAUGGGCGACACUUGAGCAUGAAGGGGCAGUUUCAGAAAGACAUGGAUGAAGACAAUGCAGAAGAAGGGGAGAUGAUAGAUGAUGCUUCGUCCUCGUUGAACAAUCGCAAGAGAAGGAUGGGGAGCCCUCCAGGUAGGCAACCAGAGAUGAAAAAGCGUCUUGAUUCAAGUUAUCAUAAUGAUCUUGCCGAAUAAAGGAACUCGCUGAAUAAAGGAACUGGGAAGGGGGAGAGUUGGUUAUGUAGGCAGGGAAAGCACAAGGAAUGGGGAGCAAAAUUAUUGUUGAGGUGAAUAUUCUGAUGUCCUUUAUUUGCUUAUUGUGAUUUAGCUAAUCGGUUGCUAAAGAAUUGAUGAUUCUGGAUGCUCUUGUUUGCCUUAUACAUUUCUUGUUUAAGGAACGGGAUGCCUCAGUUUUGGUAGUGCCAUUAAAGGCUUAUUAUUAUUUUUUUUUCCGGGCUGGGAGGGGGUUGUAUGAGAACCUUGUGCUAUUUAUUUAAUUUAAUACAUAUGAAUAUAUUUCUGCAA
Glycine soja is the source of this 2316-nucleotide messenger RNA. Its product is annotated as cyclin-T1-3-like. Gene Ontology annotation, biological process: regulation of transcription by RNA polymerase II; positive regulation of DNA-templated transcription, elongation. Lineage: Eukaryota; Viridiplantae; Streptophyta; Magnoliopsida; Fabales; Fabaceae. Gene Ontology annotation, cellular component: nucleus; cyclin/CDK positive transcription elongation factor complex. The record is from RefSeq and is a predicted model, not a curated record. Bases 283 to 1986 code for a protein of 567 amino acids. The transcript has 7 exons. Gene Ontology annotation, molecular function: cyclin-dependent protein serine/threonine kinase activator activity.